Molecule: messenger RNA, 321 nt
Organism: Cavenderia fasciculata
Lineage: Eukaryota; Evosea; Eumycetozoa; Acytosteliales; Cavenderiaceae
Exons: 1
Coding region: 1-321 (106 amino acids)
Molecular function (GO): protein binding
Source: RefSeq, a predicted model, not a curated record
AUGGGUGGAUUCAAUUGGUAUGUUGGUUCACGUUUGGACUUGAAGAACGAUGGUGGAAGUCAGUUUGGAUUUUUUCUUUUUAUGAACAAGAAUCCUGGAAAAGCAGUAAAGGUACAUUAUACAUUGGAAGUGGCUUUCCCCCUUCGCUCGCUUAUGCAUUCUGAACAAUUCACCAAAGUUUUUGACCAUGAGGGUACUGGCCGUGGAGCUUAUCUAACUUCAGAUAAAUAUUUGAAAGGAAUCAAUGCUGCUGAUUCAGUCAUUAUUACAUUCAAAGGUUACAUUGCAUCGGUAAAAGAUGAUCCACAGGCUAAAAAAUGA